This is a messenger RNA of Magnolia sinica, 1520 nucleotides long. RefSeq names its product serine/threonine-protein kinase TOR-like. The transcript has 9 exons. Lineage: Eukaryota; Viridiplantae; Streptophyta; Magnoliopsida; Magnoliales; Magnoliaceae. Bases 517 to 981 code for a protein of 154 amino acids. Gene Ontology annotation, molecular function: protein serine/threonine kinase activity. The record is from RefSeq and is a predicted model, not a curated record. Gene Ontology annotation, cellular component: TORC1 complex; nucleus; TORC2 complex. Gene Ontology annotation, biological process: negative regulation of macroautophagy; TOR signaling.
AAAUUUGGUACCUAUUGCAUAUGUAGUGUCACUCAACCUAAUAUGGUACUAUAAAGUACUAUGCUACCUAGAUGAUGAUGACAUUGCUGGUGUGUCCUUGAAUGUUUACAUUAGAUGGCCUGGUAAAAACAUUAGUGCAUUUUCAGUUAAACUGAUACCUUUUUUUUUUUAAUUAUUAAUUUUCCUUUUCUUCAGAUACUGAAUCUGCUAAGGCAUCUAGAAGACAACUGAAAGAGACAAUCUACUCAGUGCUGUUCCAUAUGAAUGUUCCCAUUGUUUGUGCCAUCAAUCAGGUCCUCUGGGCUCUUUCAUCUUUAAGAAGACUAGAGUAACUUACAAGAGAAGAAACAUUGAUGGGGUGGAAUAUCAAAUUGUGAAAUGAUAACCAUGAGGAUAGCUUUCAAGCCUACUUCUACAAUUGCAAGGAAACAACAUACAGUGACCAGAGACCGACAUGAGACUGAACUCAUUGCAUGAGGAUGCCAUGAUCCUUGUGUGGUCCCUCGAGCUGUGCCGAUGGUGGAAGCCAUGGUUGCUUUGGUUAUUUUGGAUCAAUUGAUGGUGCGGUAUGCACAAUGUCAGCUGCUACCCAUCAACCCUUGCCUCCAAGAACUUGUGGAGGCACCAAAGCUUGAGAUUGUGGAGAAACUUCUAAUUGCUGCCAUUGCAGAUGCUGAUGUUAGUGUUCGUCAGUCAGUCUUUCUAUCUCUGUAUGGAAAUGGAGGUUUCGAUGAAUUUUUGGCACAGGCUAAUAGUUUGAGUGCUAUCUUUGUUGCUCUUAAUGAUGAGGAUUUUGAUGUUCGAGAGUUUGCUAUAUCAGUUGCUGGUAGAUUGUCUGAAAAGAAUCCAGCAUAUGUUCUGCUUGCACUUCGUUGCCAUCUCAUACAAUUGUUGAUGCAUCUUGAGCAAAGUGCAGAUAGCAAAUGCAGAGAAGAAAGUGCUAAACUCUUGGGUUGCCUAAUUCGCAGCCUAAUGUUGUAGUAGACGUAAUCGAAAAUCAAAAGUAGCCUUCAUAUAUGGAGAUGGGUAGUUAUGAUGCAAUGAUUAUGCAGAAGCUUGUUGCCAUGCAGCAGUUGGAACGUGAGCUUGAGGCCAUCUCUGCCAUUGAUUAUCAGGGAAAUAUGUUAUUCCUAGUGAAGAAGUUCUUGUAGGUCUGUAUUGAUUUAGUUUAAUCGCUUCAUUGAGGUUGAGUUUAAAUAUUGUUGGUGGUUAUCUUCCUUUGGCAGGAACGUUUGGAGGAUCUAGUAGGUAAAAAUGCCCAAGAGAAAUUUGAUGCUGCUAUAGAAACCCUUUUACAAGAGCUUCCAGAUGAAAGAAAUGUUAAUAAAAGACCGGAUGAUUCAAAACAGAUACAGGAAAAGUCAAAGAAAAAGAAAAAGAGAUUAUAGAAGAGAUAAGAAUAUAAAUAUUUGUGGAACCUAUUGUUGUGUAACAGUUUGAUUGUGUUUGUUUUGAAAACUUUUAGUAGAUUGUUGUUAACUAUUUUGUUGGUAUUAUGGCUUUCAUGAUUGAUUGUUUCA